GGCCGGGGAGCGCGGGGCCGCGGGACUCUGCGUGCUGCGCCCGGCCCACCAUGCUCCUCUACCGCAGCGCCGCGUGGUUCGCCAAGGGGCUGCGCGAAUACACCAAGAGUGGCUAUGAGUCUGCAUCCAAGGACUUUGUCCCUGAUGACUUGGAGGUUCAAGUUCCCGGAAGAGCCUUCAUGGUCACCGGGGGGAACAGCGGCAUCAGAAAAGCAACUGCCAUGGAGAUCGCCAAGCGAGGUGGCACAGUUCACCUGGUUUGUCGAGAUCACAGCCGAGCGGAAGGUGCCAGAGCUGAGAUCAUCGAGGAGAGCGGGAACCAGAACAUCUUUCUGCAUAUUGUGGACCUGUCUGUUCCCAAGUCAAUCUGGAAAUUUGUUGAAAAUUUCAAGCAGGAACAUACCCUCAAUGUCUUGAUCAAUAAUGCAGGUUGCAUGGUCAAUAAGAGGGAGCUCACGGAAGACGGACUCGAAAAAAACUUUGCUACCAACACUCUGGGUGUGUAUGUUCUCACAACCGCCCUGAUCCCUGUCUUGGAGAAAGAACACGACCCCAGAGUGAUAACUGUGUCCUCCGGAGGAAUGUUAGUUCAGAAACUGAACACCGAUGACCUGCAGUCAGAAAGAACAGCGUUCGAUGGCACCAUGGUCUACGCACAGAACAAAAGGCAGCAGGUGGUUCUGACGGAGCGGUGGGCCCGAGCGCACCCGGCCAUCCACUUCUCAUGCAUGCAUCCCGGCUGGGUCGACACCCCAGGUGUACGGCUAUCGAUGCCUGGCUUCCACGCCAGGAUGGGGGCCAGGCUGCGCUCUGAGGCCCAGGGCGCGGACACGGUGGUAUGGCUGGCCCUUGCUCCCGCUGCCACCGCCCAGCCCAGCGGCUGCUUCUUCCAAGACCGGAAACCGGCGCCCACACACUUGCCUCUUGCGAGGACGUCGUCCUCACCGGCCGAAGAGGAGAAACUCGUUGAGAUCUUGGAAGAGCUGGCUUGGAGAUUUAAAUAGCCCAGACUAGACCCAACACGGGGCCGGAAGUGCCUCAGAAAAUACGGCAAGGUGCGGACCAGCGGCCAGCGAGGAGACCCCACUGCGCCUUCCCCGCCGUACACCGGCCCAUCUUCCACGGCUGCGCUUUGAGCUGGUUUCCUCUCCAUCAGGAGUCACAGAAAUUAGUCCCGUCCUUUAUAUACAAACCCUAGUACUGAAAGCUUGACUCACCACCGCCUCAUGGGACUGCAGCUGGGUUAACUUACCCUCUGGGGGCCUCAUUUUCCCUGUCAGCAGAGAUUAGAGUGCUCCCUACCUCACGGGGUGGUUGUAACGAUUCAGUGAGUUACCACUUGUAAUGCUCUUAGCAGAAUGCCCGGUGCGUCAUAAAGACUUGAUACGUGUUAGCUACUAACAUCAGCAUUUAACUGACAAGUGUGCUAAAAUUCAUGGGGGAAAAAAAAACCCUAAAGAUUACCCCCUGUAGCAAUGAGUCCAGGAUGGAAACUUUUAUUUUAAAAUACAUACGAUUGCAGCUGAG
Budorcas taxicolor (takin) is the source of this 1527-nucleotide messenger RNA. It is a transcript of the gene DHRS12, whose product is annotated as dehydrogenase/reductase 12. The transcript is spliced from 10 exons. The coding region runs from base 51 to 1004 and encodes 317 amino acids. The record is from RefSeq and is a predicted model, not a curated record. NCBI's taxonomy places the organism in Eukaryota, Metazoa, Chordata, Mammalia, Artiodactyla, Bovidae.